This is a messenger RNA of Prunus avium (sweet cherry), 1296 nucleotides long. The record is from RefSeq and is a predicted model, not a curated record. NCBI's taxonomy places the organism in Eukaryota, Viridiplantae, Streptophyta, Magnoliopsida, Rosales, Rosaceae.
AUGAUCCUUUUCUACUUUCUCUCCUCCAUGCUCAUUGUUAGCUUCCCCACUGAAGCUGCAUACACCGGCCAUAACUGCUCAACUUUGGCUGGCAACUCCACCUCCACCUUUAAAUCCAAUCUCAACCAACUCCUCUCAACCCUUUCCUCCAACGCCAACCGCAACAACACCGCGGGCUUCUAUAACGCCACGGUUGGCACAGCCUACGGCCUCUUCCUCUGCCGUGGUGAUGUGUCUGCCCGUGUCUGCGAAGAAUGCGUGGCCAACGCAACCUCGGAGGCGCUCCUACGCUGUCCCGACAACCAACAGGCUGUGGUUUGGUACGACAACUGCACGCUACGCUACUCAAACCAACCCUUCUAUUCUGAGGCUGCCACGUCGCCGGAGCUGGAAACCUGGAGCGAGCGGAAUUUGACACAGUAUGUGACGGAACCAGCUGAUCUUGACGAUGAGCUGAUUACAACUUUGGACAACUUGGUCCCCAAGGCAGCCAACGCCAGCUACAACUUCCCCACUGAAGCUGCAUACACCGGCGGUUACUGCUCAACCUUGGCUGGCACCUCCACCUUUAAAUCCAAUCUACACCAACUCCUCUCAACCCUUUCCUCCAACGCCAACCGCAGCGACACCGCUGGCUUCUACAACGCCACUGUUGGCACCGCAUACGGCCUCUUCCUCUGCCGCCGUGAUGUGUCUGCCCGUAUCUGCAAAGAAUGCGUGGCCAACGCAACCUCGAAGGCACUCCUACGCUGUCCCGACAGCCAACAGGCAGUGGUUUGGUACGACUACUGCAUGCUACGAUACUCAAACCAGCCCUUCCAUUCUGAGGCUGCCACGUCGCCUGACUGGGUAUUGUAUAGCACGGAGAAUUUGACGGAGUAUAUGGAGGAACCAGCUGAGCUUAACGAUGUGCUGGUUAUGACUUUGGACAACUUGGUCCCCAAGGCAGCCAACGCCAGCGACAAGUUUGCGACGGAAGAAGCAACUUUUACGCCGAACGUGAUUUCGUUUACGGUGUACAGCCUUGGGCAGUGCACGCAGGACCUGUCCGCCACGGAUUGCAAUGCAUGCCUCCGGAAAGGCGCGACGCGGUUGGUGCCGAGUAAGCAAGGAGGACGAGUUCUAUAUCCAAGUUGUAAUGUUAGGUUCGAAAUGUACUCCUUCUACCAAGAGGUGACAAGUACCACAAAACAAUCGCUUGCACCAGAGCCAUCACUCCCUCCUCCACCCGCCUUGCCUCGAUGGCUGCCACCUCCGCCGUCUGCGCCUCCGUCGACCAGACCUGGGGAAGAAUAG